Messenger RNA from Otolemur garnettii (small-eared galago), 3674 nucleotides. RefSeq names its product zinc finger protein 865 (gene ZNF865). NCBI's taxonomy places the organism in Eukaryota, Metazoa, Chordata, Mammalia, Primates, Galagidae. The record is from RefSeq and is a predicted model, not a curated record. The transcript has 2 exons. The coding region runs from base 137 to 3292 and encodes 1051 amino acids. Gene Ontology annotation, molecular function: DNA-binding transcription factor activity; RNA polymerase II cis-regulatory region sequence-specific DNA binding. Gene Ontology annotation, biological process: regulation of transcription by RNA polymerase II.
CCGGGGAGAGAGGAGGGGGCGGCACUUCCGGUCGGGCCCUCGGGUCUCCCCGGAGCGGCGGCGUUUCUUCCGCCUCCUCGGCCUCCUCCCGGCGGAGACCCCGGCGCCGGGUCUCCUGUCUGCCUACCCAUCAGAGAUGGAGACAAACCCAGCGGGCAGUGGCGCCGGGGGUGGCGGGAACAGCGGCAUAGGGGGAGAGGACGGGGUCCACUUCCAGAGCUACCCCUUCGACUUCCUGGAAUUCCUCAACCACCAGCGUUUCGAGCCCAUGGAACUGUACGGGGAGCAUGCCAAGGCUGUGGCGGCCCUGCCCUGUACCCCUGGCCCCCCGUCCCAGCCCCCUCCCCAACCCCCUCCCCCCCAGUAUGACUACCAAUCCCAGUCGACCUUCAAGCCCAAGGCAGAGGCACCUUCCUCAUCUUCGUCAUCCUCCUCCUCCUCCUCCUCCUCCUCCCAAGCCAAGAAGCCAGAUCCACCCUUGCCUCCUGCCUUUGGAGCUCCCCCUCCCCCCCUCUUUGAUGCUGCCUUCCCUGCCCCACAGUGGGGCAUCGUUGACCUCUCGGGACACCAGCACCUGUUUGGGAAUCUGAAGCGAGGAGGACCCACCUCUGGGCCGGGAGUGACACCGGGGCUGGGCGCGCCCACGGGGGCCCCAGGGCAGCUUCCAGCACCCUCACCCACCCCGCCAGCGCCCGCUGCAGGGGCAGCCUGUGACCCUACCAAGGACGACAAGGGCUACUUCCGGAGGCUCAAAUACCUGAUGGAGCGGCGCUUCCCAUGCGGCGUGUGCCAGAAGUCCUUUAAGCAGUCCUCACACCUGGUCCAGCACAUGCUGGUGCACUCAGGGGAGAGACCCUAUGAGUGCGGGGUCUGCGGCCGCACCUACAACCACGUGUCCAGCCUCAUCCGCCACCGCCGCUGCCAUAAGGAUGUGCCACCUGCUGCAGGAGGGCCGCCCCAGCCCGGCGCUUCACUCCCACCACUGGGCCUCUCUGCGCCUGCGCCCACGCCGACAGCUGUCGCCGCUGUCCCCACCACCGUGUCCUCUGGCCCCUCAGCCACGCCUGCAGCGCCUGCCCCUUCAGCGGACGGGAACUCUGCCCCUGCUGCCCCUACUGGUGGGGGGGUCCCUCCUCCAGCCACUGGGGGCAGCGAGGGCCCAUUUGCCUGUCCGCUCUGCUGGAAGGUCUUCAAGAAGCCCAGCCACCUGCACCAGCACCAGAUCAUACACACCGGUGAGAAGCCCUUUUCAUGCUCCGUGUGCAGUAAAAGCUUCAACCGCAGGGAGAGCCUCAAGCGGCAUGUGAAGACACACUCGGCCGACCUCCUGCGCCUGCCCUGUGGCAUCUGCGGAAAAGCCUUCCGUGAUGCUGCCUACCUGCUCAAGCAUCAGGCAGCACACGCAGGCGCGGGGGCUGGGGGGCCACGGCCAGUGUACCCAUGCGACCUGUGCGGCAAGUCCUACUCGGCCCCGCAGAGCCUGCUCCGGCACAAGGCUGCCCACGCCCCGGCCACCGCUGCAGAUGCACCCAAGGAUGGGGCGGCCCCGGUCCCGCAGCCCCCGCCCGCCUUUCCCCCUGGCCCUUAUCUCCUGCCCUCUGACCCUUCUGCCACAGAUAGCGAGAAGGCAGCAGCUGCUGCAGCGGCAGUUGUAUAUGGCGCAGUGCCGGUCCCGCUCCUGGGGGCACACCCGUUGCUGCUCGGUGGGGCUGGGACCAGCGGGGCAGGAGGCUCCAGCGCCAGCGUCCCUGGAAAGACGUUCUGCUGCGGCAUCUGUGGGCGCGGCUUUGGGCGCCGCGAGACCCUGAAGCGCCACGAACGCAUCCACACAGGCGAGAAGCCCCACCAGUGUCCGGUGUGUGGAAAGCGCUUCCGUGAGUCCUUCCACUUGAGCAAGCAUCACGUGGUGCACACGCGAGAGCGGCCCUACAAGUGUGAGCUCUGCGGCAAGGUCUUCGGUUAUCCACAGAGCCUCACCCGCCACCGCCAGGUGCACCGGCUUCAGCUGCCAUGUGCCCUGGCUGGGACCACUGGACUCCCGGCCACCCAGGGCGCGCCAGGGGCCUGUGGGCCUGGGUCCUCGGCUGCGUCCUCAGGGCCCUCUGAUGGGCUGAGUUACGCCUGCUCAGACUGUGGCGAGCACUUCCCAGAUCUCUUUCACGUCAUGAGCCACAAAGAGGCACACAUGUCCGAAAAGCCAUAUGGCUGUGAUGCCUGCGGCAAGACCUUUGGCUUCAUUGAGAACCUCAUGUGGCACAAGCUGGUCCACCAGGCUGCCCCUGAGCGCCUGCUCCCGCCCGCGCCAAGUGGCCCCCAGGCUCCAGACGGCUCCAGUGGCGCUGAUGCGGCCAGCGUGCUGGACAAUGGGCUGGCUGGAGAGGUGGGGGCAGCGGUGGCGGCGCUCGCAGGGGUGUCUGGGGGCGAAGAUGCAGGUGGGGCAGCCGUGGCAGGUGCAGGCGGGAGCGCCAGCUCCGGCCAGGAGCGCUUCAGCUGUGCCACAUGUGGCCAGAGCUUCAAGCACUUUCUGGGCCUCGUGACUCAUAAGUAUGUUCACCUAGUGCGACGCACCCUGGGAUGUGGCCUCUGCGGCCAGAGCUUCGCCGGUGCCUAUGAUCUGCUUCUGCACCGCCGCAGCCACCGGCAGAAGCGAGGUUUCCGCUGUCCGGUGUGUGGGAAGCGCUUCUGGGAGGCGGCUCUGUUGAUGCGCCAUCAGCGCUGCCACACAGAACAGCGGCCCUACCGGUGUGGAGUUUGUGGCCGGGGCUUCCUGCGCUCUUGGUACCUGCGGCAGCACCGCGUGGUGCACACCGGUGAGCGGGCCUUCAAGUGUGGAGUGUGCGCCAAGCGCUUCGCGCAGUCAUCCAGCCUGGCAGAGCACCGGCGGCUACAUGCUGUGGCUCGGCCUCAGCGCUGCAGUGCCUGCGGCAAGACUUUCCGUUACCGCUCCAACCUGCUGGAGCAUCAGCGGCUACACCUGGGUGAGCGCGCCUACCGCUGUGAGCACUGCGGCAAAGGCUUUUUCUACCUGAGCUCCGUGCUGCGCCACCAGCGCGCCCAUGAGCCCCCACGGCCUGAGCUCCGCUGCCCUGCUUGCCUCAAGGCCUUCAAGGAUCCGGGCUACUUCCGUAAGCACCUGGCGGCCCACCAGGGUGGCCGGCCCUUCCGCUGCUCCUCCUGUGGUGAGGGCUUCGCCAACACAUAUGGCCUCAAGAAGCACCGCCUGGCACACAAAGCUGAGGGCCUCGGGGGGCCUGGAGCAGGGGCGGGCACCUUGGCUGGGAAGGAUGCGUGACCGGAGUUUUCCCAUCCAUCACUCCAAUCAGAUGACCUUCCCGACUACCCCUCCCGGGCUGGUGAUCAGACCUUCCCCCUUGUAGCCAAUACCCCAUCCUUUGGGACUUUGGAUGGACUGACCUCCUUUGGAGCCCAUGCUCUACAAAUUCAAGACUGAAUCACUCCCUUCUUGGACCUCUCUGCCCUUCCCUCAUCUCAUCAGACACUGAACUUGACCCUCCGUCCAACCCUCAUUUGUAACCCUCAUGGGUGCCCCCUCCAGCAGCAUUCUGCCCCCAAUAAGCUUUGGUGGAGAUGGGCCCAAACUGUCCCUCCCCCUUCCUUGGGAAUCUGGCCAGACAGGGAAAUAGGAGCAGGGCUGGGACAGUACAAGGGGGGUG